Cyprinodon variegatus (sheepshead minnow) is the source of this 1162-nucleotide messenger RNA. RefSeq lists its product as uncharacterized. The record is from RefSeq and is a predicted model, not a curated record. Bases 44 to 1162 code for a protein of 372 amino acids. Lineage: Eukaryota; Metazoa; Chordata; Actinopteri; Cyprinodontiformes; Cyprinodontidae. The transcript is spliced from 5 exons.
AUGCAAACAACAUUGGCGGAGACUAAGCUGAGACUGAAGCAUCAUGAUGGCCUCCAGAGUGCUGUUCCUUUUCCAGCUGCUCCUGCAGACCUCCCUGGUCUCAGCAUCUCAUCACUGGGGAGGAACCUUGAAUGUUGCCUACAAAGGAAGGAACCCUGAUGGAUCCUUUAAGAUGUCCCUCCGAGCCAGAGACACUUAUGAUAGCUGUGUUUAUACACAUUACUGGAGUUGUUACAGCGGCAACUGUGGUAUUUCAACCAGUAAAACCAAAACUCAGAUUGACUCAAGCACCAAUGUACCAUCCUAUAAAAACCAAUGGUGCGAAACAGAACUUGUUGAGACAUGGACCUUACUGAGUGACAAGCCUUUGAAAUUCCGAGCAUCUAGCUGCUGCUGGUUGCCAACACGUAACUCAGUUCAAAACUGGAGAUUGGAUUCCCUUGUGGAUUUUGGUACAAGAUCAGACACGAUGGAACCAAAUAAAUCACCUGAAAUUGCCAUUGUCCCCUUUUUAAGAGUCCCUGAGAACUGCCCCAGAACAUACAAACUGGCUGCCUUUGAUCCUGAUGGUGACAGGGUCCGCUGCAGGUAUGGGAAUUUACAUGGAUUCGAGUGUGACAAUUGCCAUCUCCCCUCAGGCUUCCAGCUUGACCAGGAUUCUUGUACAUUGCACUAUCAGCAAACCUCUCAUGAAAAAAGUGUCUUUGGUUUUGAGAUGGUUGUAGAAGACUAUCCACGCAGCACCAUUGAUUUGUCCUAUUCUGAUGGAUCGAGUGUUCGCAAGCAUCCAAUGGCUUCAAGAGGGAAGAGAUCCCCAUCAAUGACAUCUCCAGCUAUAGCCACAACUACUACUACUACUACUACUACACACCCAACAACUAUGACUACUACUACUAGACCAUCAGCCAAAACUUUACCUAUGACUACUACUAUUACUACAACACCCCCAUCCACAGCUCUACCUAUGAAUACUACUACUACUACAACACCCCCAUCCAAAGCUCUACCUAUGACUACUAUUACUACAUCCCCAACAACAGCUCUACCUAUGACUACUACUACUACAUCCCCAACAACAGCUCCUACCUAUGACUACUACACCCCCAUCCACAGCUCUACCUAUGACUACUACUACAACAUCCCCAACAACAGCUCUACCUAG